This is a messenger RNA of Mauremys reevesii (Reeves's turtle), 5086 nucleotides long. It is a transcript of the gene CABLES2, whose product is annotated as Cdk5 and Abl enzyme substrate 2. Lineage: Eukaryota; Metazoa; Chordata; Testudines; Geoemydidae. The transcript is spliced from 10 exons. Bases 40 to 1587 code for a protein of 515 amino acids. Gene Ontology annotation, biological process: regulation of cell cycle. The record is from RefSeq and is a predicted model, not a curated record.
UGGCUGAGGCGGCCGCGCAGCCCGCGGCGGAGGAAGAGGAUGGCGGCGGCCGCGGCGUGCGGGUCCCCCGCCAACCGGCCGUCCCGCGAGCAGCCCCCGCCGCGGAAGCGGGGCGACUCCCGGCGCAGGCAGGCCGCCCUCUACUUCCUCAACAACAUCUCCCUGGACGGGCGCCCCCCCGGCCUGGCCCCGCACAAGCCGCCGCCCCCCUCGGCCCCGGGGGAGGAGGAGGAGGCGGCCGAGCCGGCCGGAGCCCUCAGCCGGCUCCUUCCCGCCCCGCUGCCUCCUAGCGGGGCCCCCCCGGCCCAUGCCGCGGGGGCCAAGGGCGAGGCGGAGCCGGCCCGGCUGGCCGCCCUCCUGCCCCAGCUCGGGCCCCCGCCCCCCACGCCGCCCGCCCUGCCCGGGCCCCCCAAGCCGGGCGCGGGCCCCCCGGGGCUGCUCAGCCCCACGCAGCUCGUCCCAGGAGGAGGCGGCGGCGGCGGCGGAUUCACGCUGGAGGUGCAGCGGCAAAGAAGGCGUUUUAUCUCCCAGCGCUGCUCUCUAGAAUUUUUAGAAGACAUAGUGGAAUGUGCCAGUGUACGAAGAACUAAGCUCAUACCUGGAUCUCCAAGACACAAAAGCUUGAAGAAGAUGCACUUCAUCAAGAAUAUGAGACAAUAUGAUACAAAGAAUAGCAGGAUAGUAUUAAUCUGUGCUAAACGAACCUUAUGUGUGGCUUUUUCUAUCCUGCCGUAUGGGGAGAGCUUACGAAUCAGUGAUCUAAAAAUGGAAGGGCAGAAACAGCGACAUCCUUCUGGUGGUGUUUCAGUCUCUUCAGAGAUGGUUCUUGGAUUGGAAGGAGUGGAGCUUGGAGCUGAUGGCAAGGUUGUGUCCUAUGCAAAGUUCUUGUAUCCAACCAAUGCCCUUGUUGGCCGCAAAAUUGAUAAUCAUGGUGCUGCUCCUCCAUGUCGAUUCAAUGCUUCACGGAGUCUGACGGGGUCAAGACAUAAAACUGUAACCACUAAAACAAUACCACCAGGAACAGAAAUAGGAAACGAAGUUGGUGAGUCAUCAGAGUAUAAUCCGAAUCUCCUGGAUGAUCCUCAAUGGCCUUGUGGGAAACACAAGCGUGUUCUCAUCUUUGCAUCUUACAUGACCACAGUAAUAGAAUACGUGAAACCCUCAGACCUUAAAAAGGACAUGAAUGAAACUUUUAAAGAGAAGUUUCCUCACAUCAAGCUAACGCUGAGCAAAAUCAGAAGCUUAAAGAGAGAGAUGUGGAACCUGAGUGAAGAGUGCAAUCUAGAGCCAGUUACUGUGUCAAUGGCGUAUGUUUACUUUGAGAAGCUUGUUCUCCAAGGCAAGCUCAACAAACAGAACCGCAAACUGUGCGCUGGUGCUUGUGUGCUUCUUGCAGCCAAGAUCAGCAGUGAUCUCAGGAAACAUGAAGUGAAACACCUUAUUGAUAAACUAGAAGAGAGAUUCAGAUUCAACAGACGAGAUCUCAUUGGAUUUGAAUUUACAGUGCUUGUAGCUUUGGAGCUGGUCCUCUACCUUCCUGAAAACCAAGUUUUACCUCAUUAUAGACGUCUCACACAGCAAGCCUGACCAAAGCUACAUUCCAGCUGCUCACCAGUGGCUCUGGGGAUUAACAGCAUUACUGAACAUUUUGCUCCUGAAUUUGACACUUGCCACUGACCUUCUCUGUCACAAUAUGCAUCAGAUCAUGCCUACAGCUAGUUUGAAGACUGCAGCAUGAUUUUUAAACAGUCAAGAUGUACAUUAAUGAUACAGGUACCAAGCCUGUAUCAGAAGAUGGUACAGAAAGGGUUGUCUUGAACUUUAUUUUCCUUUGGACAUUAAAGCACAAAUGAUUCACAAACUAGCUACCUUUGUGGCUGCUGGUUAUUCUGUAUUUUCCUUUUCAGCUUUACUAGGAAAUGGUCAGUUCUUCCCUACAAAGGAUGCUACACUAUUGUUCUCUUAGAUUGUUUCAACCUUUAUUUUCUUCCUUGAAACUAGAGGGAGAAACACUUCCAUUCAAAAAAAUCAUAAACUUCAAAUAGUGUAUCUGAGAAUUUUCCUGCAUUUUUACAUUAAUAAAAUGCAUACUUUAUUUUUUUUAAAGAUGUGCCUAAAACUGACUGGUCUGGUACCAGUACUUUAAGUUACUUAUGUUGCAUAAUAGUGAAUCCUGAAUUUAAAUAGCAAUGUAUCCUUUACCUGCAUUUGCCUUGCAUAUAGUGAAAACAAUUCCAGUAUAUCUGCACUAAUAUUACAGAGGGGAUUUGUACUAUAGAUCUAUAGGUAGCAAGUCUGAAACUAUUCUAGGUCAACUUCUUUAACUGUUAAUAGGUGAAUAAAGGUUUUAUUUUAAAAAAGGAAAGAAAGAUUGUGUUUGGAAAUCUAUCGUGAAAUAUCACUUGUUGAACACAUUAGCUGCAGCAAAGCAGCUUGGAGUUCGUUCUUGUAGUUCAUUGUUCAGUUGGAGAUAAGAAAUCGACUUACAUGUGAGAGGAAAUCACCAUAUUAUCAUUUAUAAUUUUGAUUUAUGCCACUGUUUACUAUAGCCUGAAACUAGGCACCUUUUUAAACAUGACCAUGUCUAUCAUGAGUGAUCUUUCUCUGCUCUGUACGCAAGUGUUUCAGCCAGUACUGCUAUCGCUUCCAAACUAAGCCAAUGAAACAAAGUAUGUCCAGUUGUUAAAUUGCUACUUUUUACUCAGUUCUUCCAAGCAUUGUGCCACUGUGAUGGGCCUCAUGAAACUGGCAUUUGUUGCACAUUUGAUCAGCCAUUCAGUUAGAGGUUAAUGUUCAGCAGCAGACUGAUGUUUAUGCAAGGGUUAAAUAACUUCUUCCACUGUUGCCCAGACAUUUGAUUUAAACAAUUCUGAAACAUGUUGUACCUUUAGCGAUACAGUUAGUCACUCUUGGGUUUUUUUCUAAGCAAUACUAUGAUACAAAUAAGUGUUUGUGUGUGUUUGCAAGGGACAAAAAUAAUAUAAAAUUUCUCGAUGUCCAAGUAUUUGUUUGUGACUAACUUAGAUACUAGAUCUCUUCCUGAGGUAAAAAGGCUACCUAGUCUCUGAUACAUGGAGUACUGGACAUUUCAACUCCUUGUGUGUUUGUUGUGGCCACUAAAUAAGAACAAACAUAAAACUGAAGUCUUGCUAUUCAACUACAUUUUACCUAAGGCCAGUUUGACUUCAGUGAAAUUGAAGGAAACUUAGAGCCUUUCUUUUUAAGCAGCAUUAGAAAGGUAUUUUAUACAUCUAACUGCAGUGAUACUACUCAAGUCCUAAACCUAGUAGCUCUAUUUAACAACUUUAGUGCAAGUAAAUAUGUACCUUCUGGUCAAUGAGCGACAGAGUCCCGUGGCACCUUGUAGACUAACAGACGUAUUGGAGCAUGAGCUUUCGUGGGUGAAUAGCCACUUAGUCAGAUGCAUGACUUAUUCACCCACAAAAGCUUAUGCUCCAAUACUCUGUUAGUCUAUAAGGUGCCACAGGACUCUUAAUCUGGAGCUGUAAAAAGCAACAAACACGGCGACCCCUCUGAUACUUCUAGUCAAUGCGCAGGACAUGAAUUUUAGAAAGCUGCUUCUCUGUAAAGUUUAACAUGAAUGAUUAAUUUCUUAAUCUGGGAGAAUUUUACAAACUUUUUAAAUUGGAAGAUAACUAACAUCCAACUUGCCAAUUGAAUUUAUUUUCCAAAAGAGAGGUUAGAAAAUUGUUGGUUAUGCUAAAGUUCUAUACUGAAUAAUUAGUGCCAGUUUUUUAUAAGUUCUAUUUUACUAAAGUAUUAGACUAACACUUAUGGGUUGCCAACUUAGCUUUUUUUUAAUUAAUGCAGUGCACUCAAUUUAUAAUGGUCCAUUAUCUGCUACAGGUUUUUCCAAAUCAGUCAAUACCUUUUCUUUAUCUAAAUAUGGACAAACUUAAUAUGGAAGUUAAAUAUUUGGGGAAGUGGUAAAUGUAAAACUUCUCAGAGUAUUUGUCCAAAAAAUGUAAAAUCAUUUGUCAUGUUACUAUAAAUAUGUCUAAAAAUGUAGUGCUCUGAGACAACUUGCGCUCCUGCUGUUAAUUAUAGGAGUUAAAUUGCUUUAAACUAAUAUGUAAUGGAGAAAAGAUGCUCUGACUGAAAUAUAAACCUUAAAGUCUAAUCUUGCAAUCCUUCCUCACAUUGACUGCAAUGGAAGCUGUGCCUGAGUGAGGCUGCAGGUUGUUGCUUCAGUGUGUAAAUGGGCAAGUUGGGUUUAUUCUUCCAGCAAAAUGUAGAGUUACACCUUCUUAAGAUAAAGCAUGUAUUCUUCAGAGCAGUGUUUUUAAGUAAAGGCUUUACCAUAAUAGGUUCUCAUAUUAAACCUCGGCAUGUGCAUAUCCAAAGCUCUGAGCUCUAAAGCCCUAGAUAUUAUGGGUGAAAAUUGUAUCAUGGGAAUGAUCUAUUAUAUACAGUGUUCACUGUGUAAAUUUCUAUAACACCAUAGAAAUCUUGAUUCAAGUCUGAAGAUGGGUUAUUGAUCCCAAAUUGUCAUUUUAACCAACCGUCUACAACGUGUAUGUUGGGUACCUUUUUCUGUGACUUAUCUGUACAGAAAUAGUGAUCCUGAUGGCAAAGGCAGUAACAUACGUGUGUGUGUGUAAUGUUUUAUAGGAGUUAGCAUUCUCUUCCUUAAAUUGGCUUAGAGUCCUAUUUCAGUUAAGCCUCAUUGUGAUAUAUUUCCCUUCUUAUAGAAAAGCUGCCACUGUGUGGUAGAAAAUUAUUACUGCAAUGUUGUCAAUGUCUAAACCAAAAUGGGACCCAACAUAACAUUCUAAGAGAGAUGUUACACUUUUUCAUGCAGAAACAAAUAAUCUAUUUUCCUUUAAAGAGAAAUGCUGGUCUCUUUACAUUUGGGUGUGUGAUUUAAUUAUGUAUCACAUGUAAAUAUGGUGCUGCUUAGAUUCAGCACAACGAAAAGACUCUUGAUAGGAGCUUGUACAUUUUUAUGUAAACUGUUAUAGUUUUGUCUUAGUAAAUUAAAGUUUGUUUGUAAUUUGUCUAAGUUUCUUUUGAUGAAACUGGGAUUGAGAAGCUGUGAAAUAAAUUUUUUUUGUUUUGAUACAUA